Messenger RNA from Perkinsus marinus ATCC 50983, 471 nucleotides. RefSeq lists its product as hypothetical. The record is from RefSeq and is a predicted model, not a curated record. Bases 1 to 471 code for a protein of 156 amino acids. Lineage: Eukaryota; Perkinsozoa; Perkinsida; Perkinsidae. The transcript has a single exon.
AUGGGACCGUCGUGGACUCAAUUUGGCGCUCAGUUAACUAUCUGUAACAUGGAAGUUCUGCAUCUCAUCACCAGUCUGAUGAUCAUCUCCGGUACGGCCGAGCAGCGGAUUGAAGGUGUUUACGAGCCGUGUGUGGAUAAAGGGGGACGAUAUGCAGAGUAUAUCAUCCGCAUAGAAUUCAAAAUGGAUGGCUCCGUUAUCCUCACCCAUCAGAAACAAGCUCUUGACCCUAAGAGAGUUUACAAGUGUCUCUAUAGCCUUGAAGACAAGGAUAAGGAUGCUUAUAUUCGAGCUUCUUUCAAGGGGUCUGAGUGUGAUAAGCUUCUGACUAAGUCCAGGGGCAGACUCAACAAAGAUUCCCUACAUCCCUCCCUCUUGAAACCCAAGUUCGAAUACUUGUACAUGAAGCUACCUACAGCAGAUGAUUCGGCUCUGUAUAAGGAGAAACGCCAUUGGGCAUGCCCCACUUAA